Messenger RNA from Cadophora gregata, 3137 nucleotides. It is a transcript of the gene CAS91, whose product is annotated as Maltose acetyltransferase. The transcript has 3 exons. Gene Ontology annotation, molecular function: acetyltransferase activity; zinc ion binding; DNA-binding transcription factor activity, RNA polymerase II-specific. Gene Ontology annotation, biological process: regulation of DNA-templated transcription. Lineage: Eukaryota; Fungi; Ascomycota; Leotiomycetes; Helotiales; Ploettnerulaceae. The record is from RefSeq and is a predicted model, not a curated record. The coding region runs from base 488 to 2572 and encodes 694 amino acids.
AGAGCAGAGCAGAGCAGAGCAGAGGACCCGCGAUAGCCACCUAGCCACCUCACUUCACCCCGAGCAUUUGGCUUUUCGUGCUCUUCACGACUUAUGACCAGCAGAACAGAGACACCACCAACCAUCUACCUUAGUCAGAAUUGGCCGUGAACCGACGUUCAUCGCCUCUACGAUCCACCACCGCCUACUUCAGCUCCCGAAUUCAACCUGACGUCUCAACACCCGCUCGACAGGCUCGGAAAUCAGUCCUCGGCUUGAUUUCUGCUUCUGUCACUUCCCGCCGUUGGUGAAGCUGGCGACGUCUACCCAGGUAGAGUUUGCGCUCUCAAGAUCCGGAGAUCUACCACUUCUGUCCAAGGACCUCGACGGUGCCGCAACGUACAGCAAUUCUUUUGCCAAUCUGGAUCUUGUGAACCUGGCUAGGGAAAUCCUGGGUCAGGGCAGCAGCGAAGGAGCCGGAAACCAGACCGAAAGCUCUUCGGCAAAGAUGUCUACAGAAGAGAAAAGCACGGGAGCUCAAGCUCAGAACGAGUCUCCAACAUCGAGAUUCACUGCAGUGAACGGCAAGGAGCAACCUGCCCCAGUCGUUCCAGCAAAUGGGACAGGCUCGAAUGGCGCCUCAAGGCGAGGAUCCGACGAGAGAUCAAAUGGGCAGCCGAGAAUCUCACCUCCAGGACAAGAGAAACUAACAAUUACUACCACAACAACAAGCCAGAGAGAGGAUUGGACUCAACCACCGAGUGGAGACCGACACCAGUACCAACCUCCAAGCGGGGGAUAUUCUGAAGCAGACACUUCUCAUAAGCGCAAGAGGUCUGGUUCAAUAGACCAGAACUCGUCUUCUGCAAAUUCUUACCACACACACGCCAUUCCUUCCUCCACAAAGCAGACGCCCACGACAGCCACGACAGAGUCCGAUAUCCCGCGAGAGGAGAGCCUCAAAGCACCAUCACAAUCUGACCAGCGCGACUCGUAUGAGGCUGGUGCUCAGUAUCGUCAGUUUCUUGCCAAUGAGGAUGCUCGCGAUUCCGGUGCUCACCAUGAUCACUGGCAUGCUCGUCAGUACUCUGGUCAGUCUCAUAUGACAUCGGAUGAGCAAAUAGGCGAGGCCUUGCAAAGAGCGUCUCAGAACAUGGAUGCCCAGCAGCGUGGUGGGUACCAAAGCCCAGGAGACGAUGACAGAUCCGCAAACCCAUAUGGUAAUUAUGGUCACGAUAGAAGAGAGAUGUCUGCAGGUUCCGACCCUAAGAAACGGAAACGGAAUUUCAGCAACCGAACGAAGACCGGUUGUAUGACCUGUCGAAGACGGAAGAAGAAAUGCGAUGAGAAUAGACCGGAAUGCAAUAACUGUUUGCGUGGUGGUUUUGUUUGCUCAGGGUACCAACAACGGGGGCACUGGCCAAAGACAGAACAGAAACAGCCACCAAUUCCACUGCAAUCCAAGACAGAUUAUGAGAAUUCUCCGUACGGCCCAUCUCCAUAUGCUCCACAACACAUUGGACAACCCAGGAGAGAGCCAUUGCCAGGGUAUCGGGGUCAGAGUUUACGAGUUGAUCCUCAACACGGACGACAUAGCGGCAUGGAUGACGAUCAGCCAAGCGCAUCCACUAUUCCCAGUGCCUCCGUGAACAGCCCAGAAAGCAACAGACUUUCUGCCAUCUCUUACUCCCAUCAAAUACCAACACCAAUCACAGCUUCCAGCAGUGCUUACCCUGACAGGCAACCAAAGAAUGCAUACGAGCGUCUCGGACCUCUUCAUGAUGUCUCGAGACAAGAGUCGAGGCAGGAGUCAGAUACUGGAACUCCUCAAUCCGCCUCUUCAACUCUGCCACAGAUCCUACACCCUCAAAUGCACGCCGAAAGUCCCCACACGAACCCUCAAGUUGCGGCACAGCUCGCUCUCUCUAACCUCGCCUCUGCGACCCGGCAGCGUACACAGAAAGAGGAGAUGCUGGCAGGUCACCACUACUUUCCAUUCGACAAGGAGCUAGUUCUCGAACGCGAACGCUGUAAUGGCGCAUGCUGGCGAUUCAACAGCAGCACCAAUCCAAACAAUGGUGUUUCCCCUGAAGAGCGAGCACGCCUCUUCCGAGAUAUCUUACAGCCUCGCGAACACGUCAUUUCUCCCACACAAGCGUCACCAAUUACUCCUGUUGGCCGAGUAGGCGACAAUGUAGUGGUAGAGGCCCCCUUCAACUGCGAUUACGGAUACAACAUCAGCAUUGGCCAGGAUGUUGCAAUCGGGAAAAACUGCACAAUUCUCGACACCUGUGAAGUCAAAAUUGGCGAUAGGUGCAACAUCGGACCCAACGUCAACAUCUACACCGCUACUCUACCAGUUGAUCCGAAACGACGAUUGGGGUCCCGAGGACCAAAUUUGGGAAGGAAAAUUACGAUCGAUAGCGACUGCUGGAUUGGGGGCGGUGUUACGAUUCUGCCAGGCAAGACGAUUGGUAAGGGGAGUACCGUGGGGGCUGGUUCAAUUAUUACAAGGGAUGUUCCACCAUACACAGUCGUUUGCGGCAACCCAGCUCGAGUUAUCCGCGGUCUCUAUCCACCCCACGACAACUAAGCCCGUUUUCGUGUAGGAUACCACGAAGAGCAUGCUACUCGCUCAUCUACGAGUCUCCUUCAUGUACCCAUAACAUACGACAAGACGUCACACAUCACAUUUGACGAACAAAUUUCCAUGGUACAACUCGUCUUCCUCGCUUCACCAAAAUUUCGCUUUAAUAGGCAUCGUCGUCUCCUUGUUUCAUUCGGGGGUUUCCGUUCUUCUGCAUAGCGUUGCUUGCGCUCUCUCAUGUCUAUAUACCAGCUUAGUUAUCCACUUUUUGUUUCUCUGUCCGUUUGUUUCCUAGAUGUAUUUAGCUUAGGUCUCUGCUUCAUUCAUUGCGUGCGGGAGGGAAUUGCAAAAGAGUCGAUGACUGAUUGAUGGAAGGAUGGGAACACGAUGGAACGGUCGGAUCUUGGGCUUUAGGAUAUGGGACAUGAAUCUAGAUGAUUGAUGAUGGGCUCUGGCAGCUCACGCCGAGGAGCUGGACCUAUGAACGCAUGGAUUGGGAUCGAUGGACAGGACUGGACUUUGUAGUUAUACUUAAUGCCGACAGGCGAUAAAAUUUAUUGCUUGAAACACA